GCGGCCGCGUCUCCUCCUCCUCCUCCUCGACGCGAGCCCUGCUUAUGGCGACGCUGGGCACAUCCGGGCUUUUCUUCCUUCGGCGGCCGUCGCCGCCGCCGCCGCUCUGAGCCUCGGCCAGCCCGACUCCAUUAGCGGCUCCCCCGCUGCCCGCCCCGUCCCCGGCAGGGAGGGCUGCGGGGCACCGAGUUCCCCUCGGAGUUAUCCCACGGUGACAUGUCCAACCAAGGGGCCAGGAGGAACGGGCCCGUCAAACUGCGGCUGACAGUUCUCUGUGCGAAAAACCUGGUGAAAAAGGAUUUUUUCCGGCUUCCUGAUCCAUUUGCUAAAGUUGUGGUUGACGGAUCCGGCCAGUGCCAUUCUACCGAUACUGUGAAGAAUACCCUUGAUCCAAAGUGGAAUCAGCAUUAUGACCUAUACAUUGGGAAGUCUGACUCGAUAACCAUCAGCGUAUGGAACCAUAAGAAAAUCCAUAAAAAACAGGGAGCUGGUUUUCUGGGCUGUGUGAGACUUCUUUCCAAUGCUAUCAAUCGCCUUAAAGACACUGGUUAUCAAAGGUUGGAUCUAUGCAAGCUUGGGCCAAAUGACAACGAUACUGUUAGAGGACAGAUAGUAGUAAGUCUCCAGUCCAGAGACCGGAUAGGCACAGGAGGGCAAGUUGUGGAUUGCAGUAGGCUAUUUGACAAUGAUUUACCUGAUGGUUGGGAAGAAAGGAGGACAGCCUCUGGAAGGAUUCAGUAUUUAAAUCACAUUACACGAACAACACAGUGGGAGCGACCAACACGGCCAGCAUCAGAAUAUUCCAGUCCAGGUCGACCUCUGAGUUGCUUUGUGGAUGAGAACACUCCCAUUACAGCCAUAAAUGGUGCCACGUGUGGACAGUCCUCUGAUCCCAGGCUAGCAGAGAGAAGAGUGAGGUCUCAAAGGCACAGGAAUUAUAUGAGCAGGACCCAUCUACAUACCCCUCCAGAUUUACCUGAAGGAUAUGAACAAAGGACAACUCAACAAGGGCAGGUGUAUUUCUUACAUACUCAGACUGGUGUGAGCACGUGGCAUGAUCCACGGGUACCUAGGGAUCUUAGCAACAUCAAUUGUGAAGAGCUUGGUCCUUUGCCUCCUGGAUGGGAGAUCCGAAAUACAGCUACAGGCAGAGUUUAUUUUGUAGACCAUAACAACAGAACAACGCAGUUCACAGAUCCACGGCUAUCAGCUAACUUACACCUGGUUCUAAACCGGCAGAACCAACUCAAAGAUCAACAGCACCAGCAGCAGCAAGUAGUAUCACUCUGCCAGCUUCCAGAGGAGGCAGAAUGUUUGACUGUGCCGAGGUACAAGCGAGACCUCGUGCAGAAGCUCAAGAUACUAAGGCAGGAGCUGUCUCAGCAGCAGCCCCAAGCCGGGCACUGUCGUAUUGAAGUCUCCAGGGAAGAAAUUUUUGAGGAGUCUUACAGGCAAGUCAUGAAGAUGAGGCCUAAAGACCUGUGGAAGAGAUUAAUGAUAAAAUUCCGUGGGGAAGAAGGUCUCGAUUACGGAGGGGUUGCCAGGGAAUGGCUCUAUUUGCUGUCCCAUGAAAUGCUGAAUCCAUAUUAUGGGCUGUUCCAGUAUUCACGUGAUGACAUCUAUACGCUACAGAUAAAUCCAGAUUCUGCUGUUAAUCCGGAACAUUUAUCCUACUUCCACUUUGUUGGACGGAUCAUGGGGAUGGCAGUGUUUCACGGACAUUACAUUGACGGAGGCUUCACAUUGCCCUUUUAUAAGCAGUUGUUAGGGAAGCCAAUUACGCUGGAUGACAUGGAAUUAGUAGACCCGGAUCUUCACAACAGCUUAGUAUGGAUUCUGGAGAAUGAUAUUACAGGAGUCUUGGAUCAUACAUUCUGUGUGGAACAUAAUGCAUAUGGUGAAAUUAUACAACAUGAACUGAAACCCAAUGGGAAAAGUAUUUCUGUCACAGAGGAGAACAAAAAAGAAUAUGUCAGGCUUUAUGUAAACUGGCGAUUUUUACGAGGGAUUGAAGCUCAGUUUCUAGCUCUGCAGAAAGGAUUUAAUGAAGUAAUCCCACAACAUCUGCUCAAGACGUUUGAUGAAAAGGAAUUAGAGCUCAUAAUUUGUGGCCUUGGGAAGAUAGAUGUUAAUGACUGGAAGGCCAACACCCGGUUAAAACACUGCACGCCGGACAGCAAUAUUGUGAAGUGGUUUUGGAAAGCCGUGGAACUAUUUGAUGAAGAGAGAAGAGCCCGAUUGCUGCAGUUCGUGACUGGCUCAUCCCGAGUGCCUCUGCAGGGCUUCAAAGCAUUGCAAGGUGCUGCUGGUCCAAGACUAUUUACAAUUCACCAGAUUGAUGCUAGCACAAACAACCUGCCAAAAGCUCACACGUGCUUCAAUCGAAUAGACAUUCCUCCUUAUGAAAGCUAUGAGAAACUCUAUGAAAAGCUGCUAACCGCCAUUGAAGAAACAUGUGGGUUUGCUGUGGAAUGAACGCUUGCAGGCUCACCUGGGACUGUAUUUAUAUUCUCUCAAGCAGACAACACUCCCUUCAACCAUGACACAGUAAAUGCUUGAAAUAUAGGAAACUCCCCCUUCCCCCCUUUUCUACUUUUAUGACAUUAAUGAGGGAAAGGACAAUUUUUGGAAUUCUUCAUUCAAGAAAAUAUCCUAUUGUUCCUGUCAAGGAAUCAUUCAGCUGCUAUGAAAAAACUAGUGUCUUGAACAUACAGAAUGCUGACUUUUCCUUCAUUUCAACAGUUAAGCAGUAUUCUUCUCUUCAAAAGACGACUACUAUUUUUGUAAAAGGUGAUCUGAUCUAUUUGCCUACCUGAUUUUUAUUCUCACAUGUCUAAGAUACAGUUGUUGGUACAAGUCAUGUUCCAGCCUACUCGAGCAAACAUGUGAAACUGAACAGCGCUUAUACCUGCUAUUUUUUUAAACAAAAUAUUUUGAUGAUUCUAAUUUUUGCAUAAAAUUGGCUAAACAAAUCAUUAAUCUUUUAAAUUAAGGCCACUUUACAUGUAAACUGGGUUUUCUUAUAGUGAGUGAUUUUUUCUCUGUGUUCAAUUUCAAUGUGUUUGUGUAAGGAUUUUUAUAUUUCUCAAGCAUGAAUUACAGGUUUUGGAUCCUGUUUUUCUCUUGUCUGAUUCUUAAACGUAGUUAACUUGCACUGCAUUUGGUACAGUACUUGUGGUAAAUGUGGAAACCCCUUUUUUAAAAGCAUUCUAAGCAUUUAACAUUUUUAAAUGAGCAUUUUUGUAAAAAAAAAAUAAAAGUUAAUACUUGAGUUUUUUUAGUUUGCUUUCCAUUUUAAAUGGAACUGCUGCAUUUUUAAAAAUUCCUAAAUGUAUGUUGGUGAUAUCAGCAGCCUUCUGCAGGAUCGUCACGUCAUCUAAACACCCUGGAUGUCAUACCAACCAAAGCGUUUGUGUUCAAUGCAGCCCAGCUGCAUUGUAUUUUAGUUGCUAAAUAAAUUUCAUCAGGUUAGCAAGGGUUUGUUUGUUUUUUUAAACUCUGGAUUUGUGUUGAUUUCAGUUAAGGGUGGAAAGUAAUGCAGAAAUUUGCAGAAGCUGUGUUUUAUCUAAAAUGCACAGUGUAAUGCUCCAAUAAAUAUUGUUGGCUUGGAUAUGUCAGAAGCUGGCUUCUUGCUGUGCUGAGGGCAAAUACAAAACAGUUAUAAUACAGAGUCUAUUCAGAGCAGAUAUAUCGCACUGUUAAUGGAGCUUGUGUGAGGAAUUCUACCCCCUUUCAAUACAGACUUUUUGCUGAAGGACAAUUCAUACGAGCAAGCACCCCUUCUUUGUCCUGAAACGAGUGCUGUUGCAGAAGUCAGUGUACUUGUUGAGCAAGGACUAGUUCAACACAUGCAAAACUGCUUGUUUUUCUUAAUCACAAAUGUGUGUAGGUAGACAAAAAUGUGAAUGGUGCACGCCUGACAGUGAUUUCUGCAAUAGCCCCUGCACUUGUCACAGGAGCCGUAUGCAAGGAGAGCUUGCAGUUGUGAAUUAGACCUUCUAGUGUGAACUAGCUCAUCUGUGUCAAAAACUAGGGAACUGUCAAUACAGCACAGCUCACUUUUCUGCCCUGAUGCAAGGGUCAAUAAAUGUCUCUAGGAUACCACAAUUAUAAUUAACCCAUUUAAAACCACCACUUUUCCUAUGUUGAUCAAACAUGUUGAUCUUGGAGACUUGCAGUUUGCAUGGUAACUACUGCUCACGUGGGACGUGGCAAGGAUAAAUCCUGUUUGCAGCACUGGUUAUGAAGUGAAUUCUCACCUCCUGUAGUAGGCAAAACCUUACUGGUCUCUGAAGUGAUUUUGCUCAGAUUAGAUUGCUGUAGAAAACCAGAUGGUGGUUGUAGAUGUUGAGUAGUAGGUUGAGUAGCAGGAAUAACUUGUUGCUGUUUCUGACAUCUAUUUCCCUUGUGCCUGGACUGCAGCAGGGCUGUUACUCUAAAUGUCAUACUUUGGAUUUAGACUUGAGGCACAAACUUUGCCCUUGUGACAGACAGGAGAAUGUUCCGCCCUCUUUUCUCCCUGAUCAGAGCAGACAGAUAGGAUUUGAAAGGCAAAUUAAACUUUGAAGUGAAGUUAAAAAACAAACCUUGGACGAUUUAACUGUUAGCAGCCAACUGACAAGCAGGUCAUUUGGGUUUAUGAGGAAGAAAGGAUAGGCGAUAUCCUAGGCUAGGCAGGGAGUCUAGGGACUGUACUGAUUGGUUCUUACAUGCAGGGUUGGGUGCUGUUCCCCAGAUAAAAAAAGUGGAAAGUGCCAAGCUGUCUAGUUACUGUUGUGACAUUAAAAACUGCUGAAAGAAUAAGGAUUGUAUCUCUCAUGCACCUCCCAGCUCUAGGACUGUGUCAGCUAAUGGACUGGAGUGGGAAGGAGUCACAAGUAACGCCUACCAUCCGUGGCUCCUGUGUUAUCCAGAUUCCCCCACUGCGUUCUCUGAUGGACCCAAGGAAAAGGGGUCUAGGUUUGUGUGUGACGUGCUCUCGAGCAUUAAGGAAUCCUGUUUGUGUGUCAAAAUAAACACACUCAAUAAAACAAACCCACUUCACCUCACACACUGAAAGAGAACUAUGACCCUGGUACUAAAUAAAUACAGGGAGGGUGUGGGUGAUGAGAUGAUGCUCAGCUCUCCAGUCAGGGGAACUUGUUAGUGGUAAAGAGGUACAAAAAACCACAGCAAGAGAAGGGCCCAGACCAGGAGUUGUGACAGCCCUGAUUAAUAGAUUGUCUUUUGGGAGAAGCUCUGGCCUUAUCUCCAACUGCUUCCGCUGCUUUUUCAGGUCUCAGGAAUAGAACUGACUCAGAAAACUGUUAUGCACAAACUCUGGGUUGCAAAUGAAAUCUUCCAAUGAACCUUUCAAAAGCUGGCAUUCUGUUGUUGUAUGUAGAAGGGAGGGGACUUGGUGAACCGGCUGUUGUAUAAGCUGGUUCACCAAGCUGGUUCAUCAAGCCACUUCAUCCGUAGGAAAGCAGAUCAGAUGUGUUCUUUCUUCUCUGCAGUUUUACACUUUAUUCAAGAUCAGUAGCCUUGUCCUUACCCAUGUAAGGAUGCGUCCCUUACGGUCUCCACAGGCUGCCUUGGUUCUUCUUGCAGCAAUUGUAUUCUCCUAACAAGAUGCAGCCUGAUACCUUCCAGAACAUUAAAUUACUGGCAAAAGAACAGGUUUAUAACCUCAGUGUUGAAUCCAUUAUAAAGAGAGAGAAGGGCUUGGGAAAAUAUGAUGAAUCACAUCUAAUACCAAAACUUGAGAGUUCUUUCAGUGGUAGCUCCAUUACCUUCCCGUUUUAAAUAGUUUUGGGUCCAGAAAUCUUGUCAUCAUUACAGGGCUAACUUGGCGAAUUCUCAAUGUUAUAGGCAAAAUAAAACCAUUUAUCCAAAUGUCUUUGACCUACACUGAGCAGACUGAUGCAAAUCGAAUGCUCGGUCUUCUGAGUGCCUUUAUCUGCAUGAUCAUUAAAAAGCUUUAAAUAAAGCACACCAUCUGCCAGAAGUUUCUCUGGACUGAAAUGUUAUUCUGCAGCCAUGCCACACCUCCCUCAGACAAGAGCUAAACCCAAUUUUUGUGUUGGACCUUGGAUUUUCACCUGAUAUAUAAAUGUGAAUAUUUAUUUCCAACAUGUCCCUCUUCCUAUAUUGUUCGUUCUUCCAUUUUGAAUAUGCAUAAAAUGGGCUAACAGAGAUGCCCCUCACAUUUCCAUGUUUCAUUAUGAAUGUUUAAUAUGGAUAGUGACUAUUUUGGUAGGGUUUAAAUAUUACAGUACUCAGUUGCAUUUCAGAUUUAAUUUUUAGGUGUAAAGUUUUGUUAAUGGUGCUUUGUACAGUAUAUUCUGGGGUUUUUUGCACAUAGCUUCAGUUUCCCUAAACUGACUUAUUUUUUACCAAAUUGUGUUGUAUCAGAGUCCAGAGCACACAAUGUGUUGUUGUUGUUCUACAACACUACAUCUGUUAAACUUGAUGGUGCUUUUAAACUGGCUGAAUUACCAGAAGUAAGAGCUUUGCUUCUAUAACAUACAUCACAAUGUAGCAUGACUCUAUUGCUUCAGACUUUAAAUUGUACCAUAUAAUUAACAAGUGCAAUUCCAUGUACUUAACAUUCACUCUUUUUAUUAGUAGAUUUUUCCAACUCUGCCAAACUCUAAGAGCUUUGUCUAUAGCGAAAAUUAGCUUAUACUUGGUAUGAUUCCUACCUAUUCCACAGACUCACAGGUGGUUUUCAUUGCAUUUCUAUUGUAUUUAUUGCAGAAUAUUUUUAGCAUUGAUAUUCAUUGUAUUUUCACCCAAGCUGUUACAUGAGCUUUUAUACAUCUGUAUAAAAUGUUUUUCUAAAGGUAUGUACCCAUGCAGAAAUUGAGCAAUAAAAUUGUAUGCUGUUUGCACUGUCACAGCAUCAAUGGUUUUAAAA
Messenger RNA from Eublepharis macularius, 6898 nucleotides. It is a transcript of the gene SMURF2, whose product is annotated as SMAD specific E3 ubiquitin protein ligase 2. NCBI's taxonomy places the organism in Eukaryota, Metazoa, Chordata, Lepidosauria, Squamata, Eublepharidae. The transcript has 19 exons. The record is from RefSeq and is a predicted model, not a curated record. Gene Ontology annotation, biological process: ubiquitin-dependent protein catabolic process; negative regulation of BMP signaling pathway. Gene Ontology annotation, molecular function: ubiquitin protein ligase activity; protein binding. The coding region runs from base 217 to 2475 and encodes 752 amino acids.